Penicillium maclennaniae is the source of this 1194-nucleotide messenger RNA. RefSeq lists its product as uncharacterized. The coding region runs from base 1 to 1194 and encodes 397 amino acids. The record is from RefSeq and is a predicted model, not a curated record. The transcript has 5 exons. Lineage: Eukaryota; Fungi; Ascomycota; Eurotiomycetes; Eurotiales; Aspergillaceae.
AUGUCUGACGAGGAAUCGAGGGCCAUGGCCGUGAGGACGGUCGCGGCCGUCUUCAUGUGCAUUGCCACCAUCUCGGUGAUGCUGCGUUGCUACGUCCGUGGUUUCUUGGUGAAGGCAUUUGGAUGGGAUGAUGGUUCGAUGGUGGUCGCAGCAUUAUUCUACGUGAUGUUCAGCGCCUGUAUGAUUGGAGGAACCCGCUAUGGUACCGGUUACCAUUUUACAAAUCUCGAGCCCGAUGAUCGUGUAACGGCCAUGGAGUAUUGGUGGUUUUGCGAGAUUGCAUACUGCUUCGCCUCGAUCUUCUGCAAGAUUUCUAUUUGCAUUUUCUUAUUACGAAUUACCGUCAAACGAAUUCAUAAUUGGAUCCUCUACAUCGUCAUGGUCUUGACCGUUCUAGCCGGUCUAGUCUUCAUGUUCCUGAUGCUUCUACAAUGCAAACCGCUCUCAUUUUUCUGGACGCGAGCGGCUCGGGACCCUGCCAUUGCGGGACACUGCAUUAGUAUCGACAUCAUCAUCACCAUGACUUAUGUCUACAGUGCAUUCUCCGCCGCCUGUGAUUUCACCGUUGGCAUAUUGCCCAUCUUCAUCGUGCACAAGCUGCACAUGAGAAAGGAGGCUAAGUUGGCCGUCGUGGGUAUUCUGAGCAUGGCUUGCAUUGCUUCGUCGGCCGUCAUUGUCAGAUUCCCCUUCGUGAAGACAUUCCGCAUCGAAAACGACUUCCUGUGGGCGACCUACCAGAUCGCUAUCUGGUCUAACAUUGAGGCCGGACUCGGAAUUACAGCUGGCAGUCUUGCAACCCUCCGACCUCUCCUCCGUCACUGGCUAGGCUCACGGACUGACUCAAAUUAUCCGUCUGGUUUUGCAGGGCCCUCAGGGUCUCGCAGAAUCAAAGCCAGCGCACAGAGGGGGCUACCAUUGGGAUCCGUCGAUACUAGUCGGCCGGGAGGUUUGAGACCAGACAAGCUGGCUGUAAUGGUCACAAACAUUGAAAGUCAGAGGGACCCAGAAAAUACAUGGGCCGGUUCGUCAUCGAGUCCAAACAGCAGCGAGGAAAGGUUGAAUUUUGAUCAACCGUCACCCGGCCACCGCAAAAUAGAAGUGGGCAUUCACCAAACAUUCGAGGUCACGCAAACGUCUGCAGAUGGCGACGAUGGAUCUCAGGGAGCUCGCCAUACUGCGCGAGAGCAUGUAUAA